UAGCAAUUUAACACGAGUUUAGUCGCGUUGUUAAAAUGAAAUUUUACCAAAUGUCUCUCCUGUUGCUAAGUGCGGGGCUAUUCGACUCAAUGUUUGGGGCUUCAAACGUCAUACCAACCAAAGAAGAACAAGCAAAUUUACUAACAAACGUCCAGGAAGUUUUCGAACAGGUGAAAAUCCUCGUCAAUGUGGAGGCCAACUCCACUGACAAAUCCGUCGUUUGUGACAUCAAUAAAAUGGUCGAGAGGGCGAAAGACAAGCUUGAACUCGUCGAAGAACUCUCACUUACCAAAAUGUCGUGCACAAACAACGCUGUUUGCAUGCUCGACUCCAAGCAAACAAUUCGGAAACUAACCGUUGAGGGAAUCACAGCGUUGAAAUCCUGCAUCCAGCAGGGCUCGCAGGAUGUGACCACCAACUCAGCGAGUUUGACAAACUCGACGGUGUUUGCCACCGAAUGUGGUCAGAAUUUACUGGACACGCUGUAUAACUGUAGCAGGAAGCCGGGAUUGCAGGUAAUUUCCUGCUACAAGGAUGUGAUCGCCAAGGACGUGGCGCCCGUUAAAAGGAUGUUAUUGGGGGCGAUUGAAGCGCACAAAGAGGGGCAUUUCAGGACGAUCGAGAUUCGAAAUAUCGCCAAUGAUUGUGUUGAUCAAGUCAUGGAGAAGUAUCAAACGAGGAUUGCGAAAGUUUUAAGUGAUGCUUUGCAUUGUAGUUGAUUUUUUCUUAAAUAAAUUAUUUAUACGUA
Messenger RNA from Tribolium madens (black flour beetle), 748 nucleotides. RefSeq lists its product as uncharacterized. The record is from RefSeq and is a predicted model, not a curated record. The coding region runs from base 36 to 719 and encodes 227 amino acids. NCBI's taxonomy places the organism in Eukaryota, Metazoa, Arthropoda, Insecta, Coleoptera, Tenebrionidae. The transcript is spliced from 3 exons.